UUUCUUCUUCUUCGCACGGGCUACCCUGACAGCUACCCUGUGAUCGGGCUACCAUCUGAUAAUCUACUAUCACCUCGGGCUACUCUCUCGGCGAUACGUACCGAGGAAUGUGUUAGUCGUGACGAAAAAUAGAAGGAAGAUAAGAAGAAAGUCAAGUCGGUUGACGUAAAGAUUCUGUCGAGGGAUUUAAAUCAUCUUGUAAUUCAUGAUUCUUCGAGAUCUCAAAUUCGAGGAGCGACUUUAAAUAUCGACGGGGAUUGCUUCGAGCAGUGAUUCGCAUCUUCAUCACUUGACCUUGAUGAAUCACAUGACUUCCGGAAAGAGACUUCGACUGGCCGGUCGGUGGUGAAUGGGACCAGUUCCGAGACCGUCCAAGAGACUUUUAAUCUCGCAUUUAACGAGCGCUCAAGACCGCGUGCUUCCGCGAAAGUAUUUGUGCGAGAAGGAGGCGACGUGUGCCGGUGGUUUAACGUUUGCCAAAGAAAUCUGUGUGAUUCGCGCCGAACUGAUCUGAUAGGCACAGUGCGUGAGGAUCACGGAAAUAGUGCGCGAUUCCAUGAGCGGCAUACAAUUUUAGCGCAUCGUUUAUCACAUCGCCACAACACCUGAACGUGAUGUGUGAAGAGGAGGCGCCGUUGAACCUCAGCACGAAGCCGAGCGACGUUUCGUCGAGUAUCGGCAGUAGGAAAAGUGAAAUUUGGUCGCCGGGUUCGGUGUGUGAGAGGGAGGCCAGGGAAACGAGAGCACCGUCCUCCAGGAGUCCGUCCUCGACCCCUAUAAUUACGCGGCAAAUUCAUCAUUCACCACUUACACCGCCCUCCUCGACGGAAAGAACUUUUCAAUGUAAGCAGUGCGGUAAGGCUUUCAAACGGUCAAGCACGCUUAGUACUCACCUGCUGAUCCAUUCCGACACGAGGCCUUAUCCCUGUCAAUAUUGUGGCAAGAGGUUUCAUCAGAAGUCGGAUAUGAAGAAACAUACCUACAUCCAUACUGGUGAGAAACCACACAAGUGCGUCGUGUGUGGCAAGGCAUUCUCCCAGAGCAGCAACCUGAUCACGCACAUGCGUAAGCACACCGGCUACAAGCCGUUUCAAUGUGGGCUUUGUGACAAGGCGUUUCAGAGGAAGGUCGAUCUACGUAGGCAUCGGGAAGGUCAACAUCCGGCGGCGCCGGCGCUCGAUUAUCGCUCUCUGCAGAUACCACCACAGCAGCAUCAACAGCCAAAUGGCAAUCGGCAUUCACCGUUACCACCGCAUUCAGCGUCCUCCACGGGUUACCACGUGAUAUCCGUUCCCGGCAGUAGCUGAGACUCGUUCAUUUGACAGACACUUCGUCCGUGAACGCGCACCAGGUCCUCGAACCGGAUAACCGAGCGGUAUGUAUCGUUGGAUCACGACACUACCAUGAUCGGUUGGGGGAGGGCAAUAUUGCGAAUAUCGCGAAUCGUACUACGAGAUCGGCUGCUGGAGGCGAGAUUUCGUAGAUACUUCAACUCCGGACGUUGGUUGGACGGAGUUAACAAACACAUCACUUGCGCGUAUAUGUGCCUGUGUAUGUCUGAAUGUAUCAAAAUGUAUUUUUGAGACAGCGACAC
This is a messenger RNA of Acromyrmex echinatior (Panamanian leafcutter ant), 1594 nucleotides long. RefSeq lists its product as uncharacterized. Gene Ontology annotation, biological process: regulation of transcription by RNA polymerase II. The record is from RefSeq and is a predicted model, not a curated record. NCBI's taxonomy places the organism in Eukaryota, Metazoa, Arthropoda, Insecta, Hymenoptera, Formicidae. Gene Ontology annotation, molecular function: RNA polymerase II cis-regulatory region sequence-specific DNA binding; DNA-binding transcription factor activity, RNA polymerase II-specific.